Molecule: messenger RNA, 1240 nt
Organism: Cucurbita maxima (winter squash)
Lineage: Eukaryota; Viridiplantae; Streptophyta; Magnoliopsida; Cucurbitales; Cucurbitaceae
Product: hydroxyacylglutathione hydrolase cytoplasmic
Exons: 7
Coding region: 206-982 (258 amino acids)
Molecular function (GO): hydroxyacylglutathione hydrolase activity
Source: RefSeq, a predicted model, not a curated record
UUUUUUUUAAUAAAUUAUUAGUUUGAGCAAUUUGACAUGGAAUACUAGAUAUUGCAGUCGGGACAAUCUUGGGGAAUCUUAUAUUUGAGUAUCAACCUUAUCCACCGUCGCCGAUUUCCAUCCGUGCUCUUUUUUGGACUUCAUCGCCGAACUCAACGAAUCAACUCGAUCGUUUCUGGAGCUGGAAGAAUCUGGUUCAGCACCGAUGAAGAUCCAUUACAUUCCUUGCUUGGAAGACAACUACUCUUACCUGAUCAUCGAUGAGAGCACUAAAGAAGCAGCGGUCGUUGAUCCUGUGGAGCCAGAGAAGAUUCUGAAUGUUGCUAAUGAACAUGGCGUCCAUCUCAAGCUCGUUCUUACGACUCAUCAUCACUGGGAUCAUGCGGGGGGCAAUGAGAAAAUAAAGCAGCUGGUUCCUGGAAUUAAAGUAUAUGGCGGUUCCAUUGAUAAGGUCAAGGGUUGUACAGAUGCAGUAGAAAAUGGGGAUAAGAUAACACUCGGUGCUGAUGUUGUUAUAUUGUCUCUUCAUACACCUUGCCACACCAAAGGGCAUAUAAGUUAUUACGUCUCUAGCAAAGAGGGUGAGGACCCAGCUGUCUUCACUGGUGAUACACUGUUCAUUGCUGGGUGUGGUAAGUUUUUUGAGGGAACAGCAGAGCAGAUGUAUCAAUCUCUAUGCGUCACAUUGGGUUCACUGCCAAAGCAAACACGAGUGUAUUGUGGCCAUGAGUAUACGGUGAAGAACUUGCUGUUUGCUCUGACAGUUGAACCAGACAACGAGAAGAUAAAAGGUAAGUUGUUGUGGGCUCAGGGCCAGCGGCAAGCCGGACACGCCACUGUUCCCUCGACCAUUGAAGAAGAAAUGGAGACAAAUCCUUUCAUGCGAGUUGAUCUACCUCAACUUCAGGAGAGGGUAGGUAGUCAUUCUCCGGUAGAAGCUAUUGGAGAAAUCAGGCGGCUAAAGGACAUCUGGAAGGGUUAAGUUGACUGAUACCAAACCCAUGUCAUAGUUUGGGGACAGAAUCUGCUGAUAAGAAAGCUUGCGCGUGGCUUUACGCUGUGUAGUAAAGGGUGCAACUGCAACUUUCUUUCUUUCAACUGUGGUAAUUACCAUUAUGUUUCACACUUUUAUAUGGCGUUGGAGUCUUGUGCAUAUUACAUAAUGUUUCUUUGAUUCCCAAAAUGGGGUAUUCUUAGCCCAUAUGGUAUGGUAAAAAUUUGAGAAUAUCAUUUUAUCUAA